This is a messenger RNA of Penicillium verhagenii, 1611 nucleotides long. RefSeq names its product sugar porter family MFS transporter. Gene Ontology annotation, biological process: carbohydrate transport; transmembrane transport. Gene Ontology annotation, cellular component: membrane. Lineage: Eukaryota; Fungi; Ascomycota; Eurotiomycetes; Eurotiales; Aspergillaceae. The record is from RefSeq and is a predicted model, not a curated record. The transcript has a single exon. Bases 1 to 1611 code for a protein of 536 amino acids. Gene Ontology annotation, molecular function: carbohydrate:proton symporter activity.
AUGCCCGGCGGUGCUGUUCCUUCUAUGGGGGGCAUCGAUGCUUCUCGCAUCGAGGCCCCCAUCACCAUCAAGACCUACUUGAUGUGUGCCUUCGCUGCCUUUGGUGGUAUCUUCUUCGGAUAUGACUCCGGAUACAUUGGUGGUGUCCUCGACAUGGACUACUUCAUCUCCGCUUUCAUGGGCUUGGACAAGGCCACCACUCCCGCUGCCGAUUUCGUUAUUCCUGCCGCCAAGAAGUCUCUCAUCGUCUCCAUUCUUUCCGCUGGUACCUUCUUUGGUGCUCUCUUGGCCGGUGAUCUGGCUGAUUGGUUUGGUCGUCGCAUUACCAUCAUCGCUGGUUGCGUUGUCUUCCUCAUCGGUGUUGCUCUUCAGGCCGCUUCCAGCAGCAUUGGUCUCCUUGUUGCUGGUCGUCUUAUUGCUGGAUUCGGUGUCGGCUUUGUCUCCGCCGUCAUCAUCCUGUACAUGUCUGAGAUCGCUCCCCGCAAGGUUCGCGGUGCCAUUGUCUCUUCUUACCAGUUCUGCAUUACCAUUGGUUUGAUGCUGGCUACCUGUAUCGACUAUGCCACUGAGAACCGUGCUGACUCUGGCUCUUACCGCAUCCCCAUCUGCAUUCAGCUGAUCUGGGCUCUUAUCCUUGGUGUCGGUCUCCUCUUCCUCCCCGAGUCCCCUCGUUACUUCAUCCGCAAGGGUAACCAGGAGAAGGCUCGCGAUGCUCUUGCCCGUGUUCGCGGACAGGCCCCUGACUCCGAGUUCAUCAACAUGGAGCUUAACGAGAUCCAGGCCAACCACCUCUACGAGCUCCAGGCUAUUCCCCAGGGUGGAUACUUCAGCAGCUGGGCCAGCUGUUUCACUGGUAGCAUCUGGGAGCCCAACAGCAACCUCCGCCGCACCAUCCUUGGUACUUCUUUGCAGAUGAUGCAGCAGUGGACCGGUGUCAACUUCGUCUUCUACUUCGGUACCACCUUCUUCACACAGCUCGGCACGAUCCAGAACCCCUUCCUCCUCAGCAUCAUCACCACCAUCGUCAACGUCUUGUCCACUCCUCUCUCCUUCUAUGCUAUUGAGAAGUUCGGUCGUCGUCCCCUGCUCCUCUGGGGUGCCCUUGGUAUGAUUAUCUGCCAGUUCAUCGUUGCUAUUAUCGGUGUCACCGACUACGGUAACCACAAUGCCGUCGCUGCCAUGAUCGCCUUCAUCUGCAUCUACGUCUUCUUCUUCGCCAGCACAUGGGGUCCUGGUGCCUGGGUCGUCAUCGGCGAGAUCUUCCCUCUGCCUAUCCGUUCCCGCGGUGUUGCUCUCUCCACUGCCUCCAACUGGCUCUGGAACUGCAUUAUCGCUGUCAUCACCCCCUACAUGGUCGACACUGAUGAGGGCAACCUUGGUCCCAAGGUCUUCUUCAUCUGGGGAUCCCUCUGCACUUGCGCCUUUGUCUACACUUACUUCCUCAUUCCCGAGACCAAGGGAUUGACUCUUGAGCAGGUUGACAAGAUGAUGGAGGAGACCACCCCUCGCACCUCGGCCAAGUGGAAGCCCCACUCCACCUUCGCUGGUGAUAUGGGUCUUUCCAUGGACAAGGCUGCUCUUGCCCCUGUUGUCAGCCACCAGGAGGUUUAA